Haemonchus placei is the source of this 1338-nucleotide messenger RNA. The record is from the annotation of a GenBank genome assembly. Lineage: Eukaryota; Metazoa; Nematoda; Chromadorea; Rhabditida; Trichostrongylidae.
AUGCGGAAGGAUCUCCUUACAAUUCUACAGCUGGGGUUUGCUUUCUUUACUGUCUUUUCCGCCUUCAACUCCCAAGGAUUCAUUGAAAUAUCGGUGCUGAGAAGUCUAUCUCAGCAUGAUCCGGCAUCAGGAAUCACCUCGAAUAGCGGUUACUACAGUCUGGCCAUCAUCUACUUUGUUUUUACUGUUUUCAAUCUAUUUGCACCUCCCAUAAUCAAUGUUCUUGGGGCAAAGUGGGCACAGGUGGUGGGAGCAGUUUGUUACAUGUCAUUUAUGGUUCAGUUUCUGGUUCUUAACGCUUGGAGGCUGUAUCUUUUCUCUGCAGUUUUAGGAUUUGGUGCUGCAAUUAUUUGGACUGCAAAUGGAGCAUAUCUGGUGCAGUUCUCGCGGCAGGGAAAAAUGGGCCGUAAUAGCGGGAUUCUGUGGGCAAUGUUGCAGUCAUCGCUGGUUGCCGGAGCGAUUUUCUUGUACUUCGUUCUCAGCUAUGGUGACCUCUACUCCUCGUACCGCUUUCUCUACAGCGCUUUCGCUGUUGUCUCAACGGUGGGCAUCAUCACCCUGUGCCUACUUCCAUCGAGCCCGCCACUCAAUGUAGACGAUAACCUCCAAGAUCCGCUUUUUGAUGAGAAUUCGGAUGAGCUGGAUGUUUCAGCUCCUAUCGACAUUACCACAACACGAGAUUGGCGGGAAGAAUUCAAGCACACGUUCUCUCUUCUGGCCACUCGAGAGAUGAUGCUUUUAUCAGUGUGUUUUCUGUACAGCGGCAUCGAAACAUCGUUCUAUACAGGAGUGUACACAGCAUGUUUAUCUGCUGCUACCGCUUUGAAUGGAGGCUCAGAGAAAAUAAUCGCAUAUGCGGUGUUCGCGAUGGGUGCUGGACAGAUUACCGGUGGUUUGUUGUUUGGUGUGUUUCCUCGUAGUAACAGAAUGAAUCGUUCACAAAUCGUCAUCCUUGGCAUGGUUCUCCACAUAACCGCAUUCUUCUUCUGCUUCCUCAAUCUGCCGAUGGAGGCUCCUUUGCAUAAAACUUCAGCUAUUGGGUACAUUGAACCAAGCGUUUUCCUCGCAAUAAUGACUGGUUACUUCCUUGGGCUUGCUGAUUCGUGCUGGAACACUCAGAUUUACACCCUGAUUGGUGUCGCGUACAAGGACGAGUCUUCAUGUGCAUUUGCUCUUUUUAAGUUUUUCCAGUCACUAGCGGCCUGUGCUUCCUUCUACUAUAGCUCCAUCUUUCUGCUUCAUUGGCAGCUUCUUGUGUUGUGCCUUGGAGGAGCCGGUGCUGCAAUCUGUUUCUUUGUCGUCGCGAUCAAAGCGGAGGAACAAGUGGAAGAGGAUUGA